UUUUGCUUAGUUUAGCAGAAGUGGGACCGAGUCGUUGUUUUGCAAGUCUCAAGUGAGUCUCAAGUCUUUGACCUCAAGUCCGAGUCAAGUCCCAAGUCAAAUACAGGCAAGUCCAAGUUGAGUCUCAAGUCACUGGCCCAUAAGUCCAAGUCAAGUCCAAGUCAUCUACAUAAAGCUUCAAGUCAUUUCAAGUCUUUAAACCAAAGUACCAAAUACAGCUUAGAUUUUUGCGACUUAAACUUGUUCUUAAAAAUCAUAGUAUAUUUAUAUAUGAGUAUUUAUAGGUUAUAUAAGCGAUGUAGAAAUGCAAUUUUUUUCCUUUUUAAAUGUCUUGACAAGGUCUUUAUUCAUCAUCUUCAUUACAGUCAGAAUGGAAAGAAUUCAGAUUUAAAAGUGCUUCUCAAGUCCAAGUCGAGUCCCAAGUCCAUUUUAUCAAGUCAAGUCUCAAGUCCUAAAAAUAGUGACUCAAGUCUGACUCGAGUUGGUUUACAGUCCCUUCUCUUGCCAUAUCCUAACCCUAAUAACCCUCCAUAGAAUAUCUGAGGGAGAAAAACUAUUAUAUCUGCAAUUUUGGCUUACAACUUCUACUUCUGCAUCAUCUUUAAAGUAGAAAAGCUGUGUAUGUUUUACUUUAUGCUUGUCUUAAUGUGAUUGGACGGAAGCCCGCAGGUGUCAUCGAUCAGAUUAAUGAUGAUGUAAUUGUUUGUCUAAAGUGAGUCUGCUGUUAGCAUCGCCACUGCAACACCUGACAUCGAUCAGCGAACACGCACUGGCGACUUUAGGCAAACUUUUACCAACUUGUACGCGGAAUUAGUUUCGUAUUUGAGGUUAAAUGAGUUUAGACAUUCAGCAGGUGUGUCCGAUAUGCUAAAGCGCAUUGUUGUUUAGAUUUGCAAGGAUGAAUAACAACAGAGGAUAAGCAGAUGGGAGGAGUGUAGCCUGUAAAACGCGUUCCGCAAGCAGCCAAAGCCACAAUACGGAGUUUCUGGAGCCGCGUAUCCAUUCGUGUAUCCAGUCACCCUGCCCCGGAGCACCACAAUUCAUACCUCCACUCCCUUCCUACCCAAGUCUUUUAAAUACUUUUAAUCGUUUCGGGGUUGAGAGACGCGGCACGACCAGGGAGGCAGCAGGUACGGUACAGGCGGAUGUCUGUGAGCGUUCGCGGUGAUGGAUGGCGCGUUUGACGGUCAGAUGAGCCUCAGGAGCCGGCUGGAGAGGAGCAGUCACACGGCUUUCAUAGAUGACGGCGUUCUUUAUGUUUGGGGAGGAUACCAGAUGGCUGAUGGAGAAGAUGCGGUGUUGCCCAGUGAUGAGAUAUGGCUCUUUGAUUUGUACAGUGGCAUAUGGGAGCAGAGAGAGCUGACGGGAGAUGUUCCACCUGACCUAAAUGGUUUCUGUGGCUCCUAUUUGAACGGGACGCUGUACAUUUUUGCAGGAUCUGAUGGCGGGGGCUACACAAACGAUAUGUUUACACUGGACCUUCAUAGUGACUGUUAUGUUUGGAAAAAGCUAACUGACACCAAUGGGAAGACGCCAUCCCCACGAAACAAGCACUCCUGCUGGGUCUACAGGGACAGGUUAAUUUACUUUGGUGGCUACGGAUGCAAGACAGUUGGAGAUGUACAAAACAGUUCACCAUCAAGCUUCACUGUAGAAGAAAUGUCAUGGACAACAAUUGGAGGUACAUUAUUCAGGUGCUGGGGCUGGAACAAUGAAGUGAAUCUUUUUGAUACUUUAACCUCAACUUGGAGCUUACCAGAAACAAGGGGUUCAGCUCCGGCGCCCAGAGGCUGCCACGCUGCUGCUAUUUUAGGAAACAGAGGCUACAUCACUGGUGGUGUGGAAAGUGCUCAAUUAGACCUUUACUGUUUAGACCUAGACACCUGGACGUGGAGUUGUUUGGUAAAUUCAGGUUCUUCUGCACCAAUGGGCCGCACUAUGCACUCAAUGACCGCUACACCAGAUGGGACACUGUUUAUUUAUGGAGGUUUUGGGACUUAUGGACCCACACUCAAUGAUGCUUGGCAGUAUAACUUGCACAGAAAAGAAUGGAUUCAAGUGGAUCACCAACAUAAAGACAAACCCAGGGUGGGUCAUACCUCAUGUCUCGGAAACGACAGUGACAUUGUGGUGUUUGGGGGAAGCAGCAACUUGACUCUCCAAAUGGACCUGGUGGCCAUUUUGCGGUCUCCACGACAACAGCACUGCAGUGAUGUGUUGAUCUUUCAGACCCAGCCGUACCCUCUCUCCAGGUUGUGUGAAGACUUCAUAGGAAGAAACAACAUGCUGUUUGAGAGCCACCUGAACUCUCUGCCUCCAAAAAUACAACACAAACUAGAAAAGAGAUGUGCCUAUUUCAUAGCAGAAACCUUAAACCCUCUUACCGCAGAUUUAAGUGCCUGAUUUUAAAAUGCAGUUCUUUAACCAGUUCUUUUUUUGGUAGGAUUUGUUUAUAAACAUUUUUAACUUAAUAAUUUUGUAAUAAUAGUUUUGUAAAAAAUACGAAUUUGCCUUGUUUUAAAAAGCUUAAUGUUUUACCAGUGAUUUAAUGCACAUUUAAAUAAAGAUGUUAUUUUAUUUUGUAAUAUGUAAAAAAUAUUCAGUUAUUAAAAACUUUGUCUUAGA
This is a messenger RNA of Boleophthalmus pectinirostris (great blue-spotted mudskipper), 2625 nucleotides long. RefSeq names its product kelch domain-containing protein 1-like. The record is from RefSeq and is a predicted model, not a curated record. The transcript has 13 exons. Lineage: Eukaryota; Metazoa; Chordata; Actinopteri; Gobiiformes; Gobiidae. Bases 1168 to 2403 code for a protein of 411 amino acids. Gene Ontology annotation, molecular function: protein binding.